GGAGGGGGUUUGGGGGGGAGCGGGGUGGGGAGCGGCGGGGAGGGGACCAUGGAAGAAAAGCUCCAGGCGCAUCAGGUGGAGAUCGACCCGGAUUUCGAGCCGCAGAGCCGGCCCCGGUCCUGCACUUGGCCUCUCCCGCACCCCGACUUCGCGGCGGAGGAGGAGGAUGGGGGCGCGGCGGGGGGACCCCCGGCGCUGGCGGCCGGCGGCGGGGAGGGAACCGAGAACGCGGCGGCCCCGGUGGAGCGCAGAGGAGCCGCCGCCGCCUCCCUGCCGCCCCCCGGCGCGGACGUCGGGCAGCUCCGCAAGGCCAAGACCUCCCGGAGGAACGCCUGGGGCAACCUCUCCUACGCCGACCUCAUCACCAAAGCCAUCGAGAGCUCCCCGGAGAAGCGCCUCACCCUCUCCCAGAUCUACGACUGGAUGGUGCGAUACGUCCCCUACUUUAAGGAUAAAGGAGACAGCAACAGCUCUGCCGGCUGGAAGAACUCCAUCCGGCACAACCUCUCCCUGCACACCCGCUUCAUCCGCGUGCAGAACGAGGGCACCGGCAAGAGCUCCUGGUGGAUGCUGAACCCCGAGGGCGGCAAGACGGGGAAGACGCCCCGCCGGCGGGCGGUCUCCAUGGACAACAACAGCAAGUUCCUGCGCAUCAAGGGGAAGGCCAGCAAAAAGAAGCAGCUGCAGGUGACGCAGGAGCGCGGGGAGGACAGCCCUUCCUCCCAGCAAGCCAAGUGGUCGGAGAGCCCCGCGUCCCACGCCAGCGACGAGUACGACGCCUGGGCGGACUUCAGGACGCGGGCCAACUCCACGGCCAGCACACUGAGCGGGCGCCUCUCGCCCAUCAUGUCCAACCACGAGCCGGAUGAGCUGGAGGAGGACGACGGCACCCCCUCCUCUCCACUGAUGUACCCCAGCCCCUCCAGCACCAUGUCUCCUUCCCUCAACGCCCGCUGCUCCGUGGAGCUGCCCCGGCUGACCGACCUGACCGGCACCAUCAGCCUGAACGAGAGCCUCGGGGAGAGCAUGCUGGAGGACCUGCAGGACGGCUACACCAUGAGCCCUUCGCAGCAGCUCCCCCCAGCCGCCCUGCGGCAGCGCAGCUCCAGUUUCACCUUCAACUCCAAGUGCUCCACCAUGGGGGCCGCCACCAACACCUACUGCGGGACUAUCUACAGCCAGCCGGCCAUGAGCCUCAUGCGCCGCCUGCCCAUGCAGACCAUCCAGGAGAACAAGCAAGCCACCUUCUCGCCCGUCAGCUCCUACAGGAACGCCUCGCUGCAGGACCUGCUCUCCUCCAUCUCCUACGCGCACAAGGAGAGCAUGGUCCCGGGGGACCUGCCCCUGCCGCAGGCCAGCCCCAUGGUGCCGGCCCGUGGCCACAGACACAACCCGUUGCUGUGCGGGAGCGGGGAGCAGGGUUUGUCCUCCUACCCGUCCCACUCGGGCUCUCUCAUGAAGAGCAACGCUUUGUACCACCCGUCACCAGCCGGUCACCACCCUGCGGUCAACACCAGUGCCUUAGCUAAUCCUGUCAGCCUUAUGAGCUUGCCCAGUGACACGUGCAGCAUGACGGCCAUGCCGCACCACGGGCACCUGCAUUCCUACGCUAAUAACCAAGGGGCACACAUGAGCUUGCUGGAUUCGCUGCAGGGCCCCUACCCGGGGGCUGUCCACCCCCCAGUGUUGGGCCAAGACAGGUUCCCAGCAGACCUGGACCUGGACAUGUUCAACGGGAGCCUGGAGUGCGACGUGGAGUCGAUCAUCCUGAAUGACUUUAUGGACAGCGAUGAGAUGGACUUCAACUUCGACUCGGCUCUCCCACCGCAGAACGGGCUCAACGUGCCCGCGCUGCCCGGGGGUCCGCAGCCCACGAACCAGAGCUGGGUGCCCGGGUGACGCCCGCCCCAGGGUGGGGGGGCGCUCACCACCGAGAAGCCACGAGGGGAACAUUGAGACUAACUUUUUUUUUUUUUUCCUUUCUCUUCUGCCUUUGUUUGUUAAGAUGGGCUAGAGCCAUCGGCCGGAGCUUGAGGUCGAACACGAAACACAAACCAUAGGGUCACAUGUUGAGACGGGGUAGGGCCCCCAGCCCACACGCAUGCCCCAUCUGCUGGGUCCUCCUGCGAGCAUCCUCCGCAGGAUGCGUGGGAGAGGCAGCCGGAGCCCGGCGGGUGCAGGGGCGGAGCAGGAAGGGAAAGCCUUUCCAGAUGGUCCCAAUGCCCCACUGCGAUGGUGCCAGUUUGGUUUGUCCUUGGGCUGGUUGACAGAGCGGCGACGGCUGGUGGCGUGGGAACCCCCUGUGUGGGCACCCCGCUCUGGAAAGGGACCUUUUCUCUGAGCCACCGCGGAAAAUGAGUCCUCUGAGUAGAAGUAUCAGGAGUAGGGAGCCUGCCCCAGGGCAAGGGAGAGCUCAUCACCCUUAAAUCCAGGUGGAGAUCCGAGCUCUGCCAAGCCCGCGCGCCCAGGCCACCUCUGCUGCGGGGCUCCUUGCGUGGCUCCAGGCAGGUUUUCCUCCCAAGCAGUGAGAAGGGGGGGGGUUGGCGAUGGAGGGCGCGCAACCUGCAGCCCUGGGGACAGCACCUCAGUAGCCCAGGUGCCCGCCGGUGGCUGGGGGUGCCACGGUCAUCACGCCUGCCCACGGGAAAGCUGCAGCGCCCUGCCCGGAGCAGGCAUGGGAUGCUCCUGCAGGGGAUGGUCCUGCUGGGAGUGACCGCUGCUGGCCUGGUCCCCUGUGCCGGAGGCUCAGGGGGAGCUCACAGGGUCGGGGAGGGGUGGGUGUAUUUAUUUGAUUUCAUGCACUCUUUUGCCAUUGAGUUUUUGCGUUGGAAGGAAGGAAGGGUGGAGGGCAGGGAGAGGAGGAGCGGGGCCGUGGGCUGUGGGGAGGGCUGUGCCCCAUUGCAAGUCUCAUCUUGGCUUGGCCGUGGCGCUGGGUGUUGGAUGGUGGUGUGGAAGCUGGGGGGGCCGUGAUGUGGGUCAUGCCGGAGGAGGGGGUGUGUGCGCGAGAGGAGGGGAGGGAUGCGGUGGCUGGUUCACCCUGCCCCAAGCCUGGGGGACCCACGCUGCGUCCCCUACGUGCAGAGCUCAGGGAGGUGCCACAGGGCUCGCAGCCGGGGCUGUGGGGGUUUCGGGGGGGGGGUCGCUACUGGUUUCAGGAGUGACUCCAGCCAGCAGCCAGCAUGCCUGUCCCGUGGGGCUCGCUGCCCAUCCCCAGGGAUGACAGGAGAGCUGGUGCGGGGGGCUGGCAGCAGGAAGGGGCAGCCCUGGUGCACCCAUCUGCCAAGGGCCAGUGCUCCAGGGGGAUGGGGAGCAGGAGUCACACCUGGUCCUGCUGUGUGUGGGGACCCCAAACUGUCCCCACUGCUCUGCGGCCAGGGGUGAGCCAGGGACCCACCGCCCUCCUGCACCGCGUGGCGAGGACUGCCGGCUGCGGGGAGCUCAGCCCUGGGGCAGCGGGGGUUUGGAGCACGGCGGCCGGGCGGAGGAGAUGGAGGGACUGGGAGGAGAGGCGGUGGGAGCUGCUGCUCUGUCCCCCGGGGCUCAGCCCGUCUUCCUUCUGGGCACCACAGGCUUUCUCUAACCCCCCGCUCCCCACCCCUGGGGUGCAGCAGGAUUAUUCCACUGAACCAGCACAUCCUCCUGGCCCAGCUCUUCCCUCGCUCCAGCACCACCUCCUCCACCGUGGGGCGGGCGCUGGGUCCCACCCGGCCCCGGGGGGAAGCGGGGGUGCUUGGGGACGGCAGGGUGGGACCCAGGGUGGGCACCUCCUGCUUCUCUCCUGACCCACCCGGCUGUGGCAAAGCGCGACAGAGGGGCCCCACGUGCCACCAUUCACCUUCGCCCUGAGCACACGGCGGGCAUGGUCUCUAAAGACAUUCUUACAGGUUAAUUAAUUAUGUUUACAUUAUUUGAUCAUGUACAGAAUUUAAUAUAUUCUAUUAUAUAUAAUCUUUCUUGAAUGCUUUUUUAAAAAGGAUUAUUCUUUGGUCAGGAUCAUUACCGCAUUCGUUUUAUACACCACCUCUCGUUUCAGGCGUACUUAAAAUCGUUGGAAACUGAUGGCAAAUGGCUAUUUAAUACCCGGCACCCGGCUCUGCGCAUGGCGGGGGUGGGGGGGAAGGAGAGGCAGGGAGGGCAGCUGGGGCUGCCAGGGGAGAAAAGGGGGGCUCUGCCCCCUGAGCAUGGGAGGAAGGAAAGGGGUCCUGGCUCUUCCAGGCAUCCGCUCUCCAGGCACACCUCCAGCAGCACACCAGCAGCCGGGCAGCGCGGGCCGGCGGGGGCUCCCCCCGGCAGUCGGGCACUUGCAGAUGGGAUGCUCAGGCACAGAGACCCCCCCCCCCCCCCCCGGCACAAACCCCUUCAGUGUCACAGAUACGGGGCCGACCAUCAUCGCGGAGGGGAAGCCACACCAGCAGUAGGAGAAAUGCCCCCCCUUCAUUGUCCCGCGCCUGCCCCGCUCCCCCCGGCUUGCCUCCCCCUGCCCUGCUGCGUGGUGCCCCCGGGGCAUCCACCCCCCCGGGGCGCGUCCCAUUGCCAAGCUGUCUUUGUGGUUCGUGACCGUGGGGUUGUCGUGUGUGCGGUGGAGUCGUGUUGGUAAGCGUCGUGUGUACAGUCUCGUCGUGCGGUGCGAGGGACGGCGGGCAGUGGGAGGCAGGAACAGAGACCACCCCCCCCAACCCCCUCCCCCCCCCCCCCAAAGUGGCUGGGACCCCGGGGAAGGCUGGAGGGGGAGGCGAGACGGGCUGGCCCCGCCGCAGAGCUGAGGGAUGCCGGGACCAUGGUGCCCGGAUCGGGUGGUGGUGGUGAUGGCACGGGGGUGUCAGGGCUGUGCCCAUGGGGCAGGCAGGUCCUGGGGGUGCUGGCGCAGCCGUGCCCCCUGCGGCUCCCACCGCCCCGCUGCCGGCGCUGCUGGAAGGGGAAACCAGGGCUUUAUUUCGUUGGCAGGGGCUACAGGUUCCCUCUCUGGAAAGAGCUCCCCGAGCACAGGCCACCUCACGUCCCACCUCGCUUGGCUUCAGCCUCCCCACUCCAUCACCCCCUCUCCCUCCCGGCCCCCCCCCCCCCCACAGGACAGCCUCUGGGGACAAGGAGCAUCCUUUGCUCUCAGCCCUGCUCCCGCCAAGCCCCAGCCCUUCCCAGAGCGAGAAGCCGGUGUCGAGGGGACGCUGAAGGGACCCCACCGGUUUGCUUCAUACGGCAGUUUUCGGUCCGUCCUUUCCCUCGUAUUUAUAACUGUACAGACUGGGGGGGAGGGUCUCUGACAGGCGUCAUCUCUCACCACGCAUCUAUCGUAGGCAAUGGUAACUUUCUUGAUCGUGCUAUUAGAGUUUGUGUAUGUGGCAAUGUAAAGAACUGUGUAUAGUGCAUUGUACAGCAUAUUUUCAUGAAUAAAAUUGUUUUAAAUAUUGCUUA
Messenger RNA from Chroicocephalus ridibundus (black-headed gull), 5412 nucleotides. It is a transcript of the gene FOXO6, whose product is annotated as forkhead box O6. The coding region runs from base 49 to 1899 and encodes 616 amino acids. The transcript has 2 exons. Gene Ontology annotation, molecular function: DNA-binding transcription factor activity, RNA polymerase II-specific; RNA polymerase II cis-regulatory region sequence-specific DNA binding. Gene Ontology annotation, cellular component: nucleus. Lineage: Eukaryota; Metazoa; Chordata; Aves; Charadriiformes; Laridae. The record is from RefSeq and is a predicted model, not a curated record. Gene Ontology annotation, biological process: regulation of transcription by RNA polymerase II.